ACACAGAGCAAUCAAACAUCAGUAGCGAGGUAUUUGUAAACACGUUUAGUUCUCUUAAAGCUGUAGCAACUCAAGUUCGCAAGCAGAUUGGCAAAAUUACAAUAAUGGACAAAAAAGCCGAAAAAACAUCCACAACUGUAACAAAAGCGGAUUCAUCAGCAGAAAUUAGAAUGCCACCUAAGUUGGAAGCCAUGAUCAAUAACGCUUUCACUGUCGACUGUAAAUUUAUUGUUGGUGAAAAUCUUGGAAAAGCCCAAACAAUAUUCGGACACAAAUUAAUGUUUAUCUUACACUCUGAAGUUUUCGAAUCAAUGUUGUGUGGGCAUUUUCUGGAAGCCAAAAGUACAGAAAUUCCCCUACCCGACGAUGAUCCGAAAACGUUUCGUAAUUUACGUCUUAUUUUGUAUAAUCUGCGCGAUUCUCAAACAGAAGUGAACGAGUUAGAUCUCAGCGAUACGAUCAGCUUGUAUAAGAUGUGUGAUAAAUAUAUGUUCAAGGCCAUCUCAAAAUUAUGCGUAGAACAUUUAAAAAGCUUCAUAGAGGAUAAUCAACGUGAUUGCAAUAAUGCGGUGAAAAUUUUUCCCGUUGCUAUAGAUUUGCGUAACAUCGACCUACAGAAAAAUGUUGAAACUACACUAUCAAUCAAUUGUUAUCCUCUUCUGUCAAGUCUAAACGAUUUGAAUCCACAACAUUUUUUGAAGUACAUUGAACUGCAUACCAAACAGAAUCAAAAUGUGGUAAAUCAUUUGAAAUUAUUUGAGGCCAUAGAAAACUAUUUAACAGUCAACGAUUUAAUACCCCAAGAGUUGGUGGAUACCGGGGAAAGUUUGCAAAAAGCUGCUACAACUAAUUUAUAUGGACAAGAAGCCAUGGUGUUACUAAGCCAGGAACGAUCAUUAGAGUUGUUGCAAAAACUUCUCUCCCACAUUGAUUUUGUUAAAAUCAAAAUCGAAGAUUACCUCAAAGGGCCGGGUGUUUCGAAAAUUCUCACAUGGCAACAAAAAUAUAUAGUUUUGUCACAACUAUGUACUGUUCCUAAACCAUCUACGAUAAAAUUGUUUCAAAACUAACGUAUUUUUUUUUUUUUUUUUU
Musca domestica (house fly) is the source of this 1092-nucleotide messenger RNA. RefSeq lists its product as uncharacterized. The transcript is spliced from 3 exons. Gene Ontology annotation, molecular function: protein binding. Gene Ontology annotation, biological process: neurogenesis. The record is from RefSeq and is a predicted model, not a curated record. NCBI's taxonomy places the organism in Eukaryota, Metazoa, Arthropoda, Insecta, Diptera, Muscidae. Gene Ontology annotation, cellular component: cytosol. The coding region runs from base 105 to 1070 and encodes 321 amino acids.